Molecule: messenger RNA, 1224 nt
Organism: Ilyonectria robusta
Lineage: Eukaryota; Fungi; Ascomycota; Sordariomycetes; Hypocreales; Nectriaceae
Exons: 2
Coding region: 1-1224 (407 amino acids)
Molecular function (GO): protein binding
Source: RefSeq, a predicted model, not a curated record
AUGGCUUCGGAUGCAAGCAGCCCCGCCGCCGCCAAUGAACCACCAGAAUCCCCAGACCCGUUACGCAAACUGACUGAGUUGCUGGUAAUGGACGCUGUCGGGCUCCAAAGUUUUGACAACAACGACCUUGGGCAGGCCGAGAUAGUACAGCGCGGAGUACUCGAAGAAACCAAGGAGUUCUUCGACCAUGAUCAUCCACUCGCCACCGAAAUCAUGCACAAUUUAUCAAUUACACUGUUCGAUCUGAAGCAAUACGUGGAAGCAAUAGAACUUCAACGUGAGGUUCUCAAACGACAAGAGACGAUUCUGGGGCCCUACCACCCGGGCACGUUACUGGCUAAGGACUCUCUAUCUGUCACCUUGGGCGCGGUGGAUGAGUUGGACGAAUGUUUCAGUCUUGUGGACGAUAUAUGCAGGGUAAAGCAGGAUUAUUCUGCACUAGACAAAAUCCUCCAGCACCUCGCAUCUUCAUCGUGGUACGCGCCGCAUAAUACAGACGCGACUCUGAAACUACAGCGGGCCCUAUUCACUGUGCGCCAGAGAAUUCUGGGCAUAGGACAUCCUCAGACACUCCAGGCGAUGGGAACAUUAAUCUUGACGCUGGCACAUCGUGGAGACCUGAAAGAGGCCAUCAGUCAACAGCGGAAAAUGCUCAAUUCACAACAGGCCGCUGAUGCACCAGAUGCAUUUGAUGAGCUAGCUCCAGCCGAGGUGCUCGCGUUUCUACUCCGGUUAGAUGGCCGGCUCGCGGAUGUGCUGUCAUUGCGACGGAAACUGGCGGAAGAGUGCAAAGACAGGAACGGCUCUGAGCACAUAGCAACACUUAUCGCGUUGAGUAAGGUGGGAGACGCCUUGCGGGAGUGCGGCCUUUUAGACGACGCCAUGUCGACAUACAACACAGUCUGGGAGACGAGCAACCGGUGCAAUGGCGAGCAAGAUCCCGAAACUAUUAACGCCAUCGAGAAACUCGCCCUCACGCUGCACUAUCAGCGGAAACCAGACGAAGCAAUCUCUCACCAGCAAAAAGUCGUUGCGCUGCGGUGUGAGAGCGUGUGGUUGAACAAUCAUCGGACCGUAACGUCGGGCGAAACAUUGGCCUUCUGGCAGUUCGAACGGGGCCAGUUCGACGAUGCCGUCUCGAGUUUCCACGCUUCUGCAAGGACGAUAUCUCACGGAACUGACGAGCAGAGCACGAACACAGAAACCCAAGAUACCCUCUCGUAG